CAGAUUCCCUGAUGGCAGUAAGGAGUAACUGGGAGGAGAGAAAGUGUCUGCGCUCGGCAGAACUGCAGGAGCUGCUGCCAGUGACACUGAGCCUCCAGUGAAGACACGCCGAUCAGAUGCGCGCGUCUGAAGCUCUCAGAGGACGAUGAGGAGGAGGAAGAUCAGGUGACAGCUCCUCGUGAUGAGCACCAUUUAAGAGCACUACAUAGACAGCAUGAUGAUCUGAUCGUCAUCUACUUCUGACCGAUCUGAGAUCUGGACCAUGACGGUCACAAACGCUGCUGUCCAUCAUUAGUUUCUCAGACGGCAGCUGAUUGGGCAAUGAAUGCAGUGAAGAGCAGUCAACAGACUCCAGAUCAUGAGUCCAUCAUGAGGAAGCCUGACCUUCAUCCCUCCUCAAACACAGAGCACAAAAACGUCCUGCAGCUGAGACUCCAGCAGAGGAGGACGCGAGAGCAGCUCGCUGACCAGGGCAUCAUGCCUCCCUUAAAGAGUCCGGCUGCUUUCCACGAACAGAGGAAAAGUCUUGAGAGAUCCAAGACUGGAGAUUAUUUAAAACACAAAAUCAGAAGCCGGCCAGAGAAAUCAGAGCUUGUCAACAUGCGUAUUCUACAAGAACCCGCCGCUGAAGGUCCCGCACACGACUCACAGACCAAACUAAAGCGAGCCAGACUGGCCGACAACCUGAACGAGAGAAUCGCUCUCAGACCUGGCCCGCUGGAGCUGGUGGAGAAGAACAUCAUUCCUGUCGAUUCCACUGUUAAAGAAGCAGCUAUGAAAGUGAACCAUGGGAAGUUCCCGCAGCAGGAGGACUCGUACGCGUUCGAGGAGGACAGCGGCAGCGAGAGCCUGUCUCCAGAUCAGCCGCACAGUGAAGAGUCUCAGUGUUCGGCUGAAGCGCUUACAGAGAACAAGAGCAGCUCUAGCUCACCCACACUCGCCAACACCGAGCAUGGGUCUCAGAGCAAAGACGGCAGCACUCAAAACCAGCAGGAGAACAUGACGAACAGCCAGGAAGCUCCCCCUAUUCCUGUUCCUGCGAUAGUCAAGUCCAAGAUGUCUGAGAAGAACCGCCACAAGAAACCCAAAGACGUCAAGCCUAAAGUCAAGAAGCUGAAGUACCACCAGUACAUCCCGCCGGACCAGAAGGCAGAGAAGUCUCCUCCGCCGCAGAUGGACUCGGCGUACGCGCGUCUCCUGCAGCAGCAGCAGCUCUUCCUCCAGCUGCAGAUCCUCAGCCAGCAGAAACACCAGCACAACUCACAUCCACAUCAGCAGCAGAGCUUCAGCUACCAGACCCUCAACCAGAGCACGCUCAACAAGGCGUCCGGGGAGCAGCAGUCAUCCUGCGUGUCCAGCAUCCAGAGCAGCAGCAGCUCCUCGUCUCCAGUGAAGAGCAGCUGCUGCAACCCGUCCAUCAGCCCCGUCAGACCCGGCCCGCUGCCCGCCAACCUGGACGACCUGAAGGUGUCUGAACUCAGGCAGCAGCUGCGCAUCCGAGGCCUGCCUGUGUCCGGCACCAAGACGGCGCUCAUAGAGCGGCUGCGGCCCUUCAGAGACCCCAGCUGCACCUCUCCAGCCGCAUCCGCAGACGUCAGCGCAGCCGCGUUCCCCGUGACGCCCACCGGAUCGCUCUCGUCCUACCAGUCUCACGCCGCCGGCUUCUACCCGUUCUGCAGCAGCGGCUCCACUCCUCCCAUCUCUCCCGCCUCGUCCGAUCUCUCCGUCAGCGGCUCGCUGCCCGACAGCUUCAGCGACGUCACCAUGUCCUCGCCGCAAUUCGCCCUGCAGCCGUCGCCGGCCCAGCUGAGCGCAGACGAGGCCCAGAGCGCUCUGGGACCGGACGCCGAGAAGGACAAGAUGCUGGUGGAGAAGCAGAAGGUGAUCGAGGAGCUGACGUGGAAGCUGCACCAGGAGCAGAGGCAGGUGGAGGAGCUGCGCAUGCAGCUGCACAAGAGGAAGCGCAUGCAGGACUGUCCCGCUCCGCCGCAGCACAUGAUGCAUCUCCAGCCUCCCGCGCAGAUGCAGCAGUUCUACGGCGUGUCCGUCAAGCAGGAGCAGGUGGCGUCCAGCUGUCCUCUGGCUGCCAAGCAGAUGAAAGGCGGCUGCAUGGCUCGCUGCGAUCUGCACGCUGCGCCGCACUGCAUGGAGCCGCAGUCGUCUGCAAGCCCCGCCGGCCUCUCGGCCUUCCUGAGCCCUCAGUGUUCUCCUGAAGAGUCGCCCGUCACCAAACCCUCCAGCAGCCCCUCGUCCCCCGGCCAGCCAUACCUGCUGAGAGACUCGCACGCGCUGCCUCAGAGCGCUAGCAGAGCCGCACGCAACGUACAGUUACAGCAGAAGAGCGCGGGACAGACGGCGAGCUGCUCGUAUCCGUCAGAUCAGAGAAACCUGCAGCCGCUUUACCAUCAGAAUCCACCAGACAACAGCAUCGGCGCCAGAGGAUCCACCAAAGCCAAGAGCAGCGGCGUGCAGCAGAAAGAGGCUCUGUCUCUCUCUCCGCGGCACGUUGAGCCCAAGUCUCCCACAUCCAGCGCUGCCUUCUGUAGCUCAGAUCCCCCUGCCUCGGGCAGUAAAGGGCCGCCGUGUUAUGAGGAUGCAGUGAAACAGCAGAUGUCGCGCAGCCAGCAGAUGGACGAGCUUCUAGACGUCCUCAUCGAGAGCGGAGAAAUGCCAGCUAACGCCAAAGAAGAGAGGUCUCCUGUAACCAAAGUUGUGCCUCACCUUACAGUUUCGCCCAAGUUCCACCGACACUACAGUCACAUGUCGCCCUCCAUGCUCGCGUACGAUCACGCGGCGGGUCACGGAGACGCUCAUCUGGAGGCGCUGCUGAGCCCCAUGAGCCGGACGCAAGGAGACGCGGCGCUCCUGAAGGACGGACACUUGGAGGAGGCGGGCGACGGAUUCAGCAGCCGCGACAUGAUGGACACGCCCGUAUCGCCCACGGCCGGAAAGAUCUCCGCGGUCGCCGCCGCCGAGGGUCACGGCCUCGGGAUGACCUUCGCCGAGUCGCCGUGGGAGACGAUGGAGUGGCUGGAUCUGACUCUGCCCAGCUCCGCCACCUCCUUCCACAACGGCCUGCCUCCGUCCGGCCCGAGCAUCUUCAACACGGAGUUCCUGGACGUGACCGACAUCAGCCUGAACUCGGCCAUGGACCUGCACCUGGAGCACUGGUGAGGAGAAACAUCACGUCCGACACCCAGACCUCCGGAUCCAGUGUUUGAUACUGUUUUAUCACCUUCCAUCAAAACUUGAAUCGUUUUGACUGUGGAUUCUGGCAAAGAAUGUUCUGAUUACUGGAAACAGAAAGGCGCUCCAAAUGGAAUUGGAUUCAAACCGAGACGUCCGUACCAACCGUCUGUAAAUAUAUGAAAGCAACUCGAUACUUCUUUAUUUUGUCUGCACAUUUGUGGUGUGGGAAAAAAACACAUAUUAAUGCAUCGCACUAGUAUAUCACGUGUACUCUCUUGUGCUGUUGUAAAUAUGAAUUCACUCUGGCACCUUGAGCUUAAAGUAGGAUGUCACACUUUUUAUGAGCAUUUCGAUCCUUCCUGUCAGCGUCAUGUCAUUAAUUUAUUUUGAGAACGCAAGCCUUUCGUUUUUACAUGGAGGCCCGUUUCCGUCAUGGCGUAAGAAAAUAGCUCGCAAUUUUAAGAUAUAAUCUUAGAAUAUUGCAUUUUCCUCCAAAUUGUGAUUAUACAUCUUGCAUUUUUUUUCAACCACAAAACAAGUAAAAAUGGCUAAUUGUGACAUUUUAUCUCAGUUUCAAAUUCAAGUCUUUUCAUCUCCUAAUUCCAAGUUUAUCUCACAAUUUCGACUAUCUCGUAACUUCAGGUUUAUAUCUCACAACUCCAACUUUAUCACUCAUAAUUCCAUUAUAUUAAUCAAUUCUGCAUCUCUCAAUUCCAAGUCUAUAUCUUGCAAUUCCGACCUUUUAUCUCAUUUCACAAUUCAGAUGUUCUAUCUCACAAUUCUUGCAUGGAAAAGCAAAAACUACGAGAUAAUAUUUUGCAAUUACCUUUAUUUUUAUGCGCCUGUAGAAACCGGCUUCCAUGAUUUUAAUGCUCACACCUCACGUGAAAGUGAAAAUCGCUAAACCUCUGGGGAACAUCUACGGACGAAAGCAGACGAAGUACUUUAAAAGUUUCAUAAUUUGCUCAUUUCUUUCCCCGAAGUCUGUUUUGCGUUCUAGAUUAUCAUUACUGCCACUUUUGUUAUUUUGAACAUUCAUUAGCUCUUUUUAUUAUUUUUGGAUCUUACUCUCCUCACGUAUUUAUUUCAACCUUUUCUUUUCAUUGGCAUAUUUAUAUAUAUAUUUAUAAGACAUUCCUUUUCAUUAAAAACAGAGUAAACAUGCAGUUAAAAGAGUGAUACAAACGAUGAGGACGCAAGUGUUAAAACAAAUCAUGUGGUGACAUUUUCUGACACACAAACGGUAGGUUUUUAAUAAUGUCUGAUUUUUAUUUGUUGACUCACCAUCCCUGUUUCUCACCGAGUCCAAUAAAUCACGUUGUACGAAUCUUAAACGCCAAUCAGAAGGUUCUGAACCGAAAGCAAUACAUCACUGACAGUGAUGGCCAUUUAUACCAGCACUUGAGAAGAAUAAACUCUAAUAUAUAAAUGAUGUAAGUUCAACUGUGAAACUGUACUGUGGCAAAUUUGGGACCUGACUUUUUGUAGAACUUUUAGAGUUUUGAUACUGGUCGCUGAUUUUAGCGGAGCAAUUUUUUAGAAAUAAUAAUUCGCAUCAAAAGCUUAAACUGUGAAUAGAUUUUUUUUUUUGUUUUUAAUUUCACGAAAUAUGUUUUUUAAUCAUGUUUCGUGCCACUGAAUGCUUUUACAGCUCUCUUUAUCGUGCCUUUUCUACAGCCGCGAGGCCUUACAGUACAAACGAACGCGUAAUUCAGACAACCCGAUUUCGUACGAAUACGGUUUUGUAAAAAAUUAAACCCUGGGUUUCAUCAUCAAGGGCAUUAAAGACCAAAGCGAGCUCUGUAUUAAACACAGUAGAGCACUAGAGACUCUAUUUUUUUCCACAUGAAGUGCUUUCAAGCAGUAUUUUAAUACGACGAGCUAAGAAAUUAGGUCUAUAACCGAGAUGAACUGUGUGUAAAGUUUUAUGUUGUGUAAAGAAUGUCACAUAAUCCUGUAGAUUUUAUUUUUCUAUGUUUUAUAGCAGCCAACGACUGGAGGAGCCCAGCAGUGACCUUGUAUUUUUUUUUUUUUGUUCGUUUCUUCUCCGUUGUAAGCUGUGGUUCCUCCGACGGCAGAAAGCGUCUGCGCUGCACAAACGUUCACCAUUACUCUUCGCCUCUGCGGAAAACAGGGGUUUUUGUCUUAUUUCGUACUCUUUUGGUUUUCCGGAGGGAAAUAUAUAUAUAUAUAUAUAUACGAUUUACAGAAAGCUUUUGUAUUGCUUGGCCACUGAACGAUGUUCCCAUAUAAACUGUCCCAGUGUUUGUCUCCACCGCUGUAUUACUGUACCAGAGUUCAAUAAACAAGCAUAAAACGUC
Molecule: messenger RNA, 5510 nt
Organism: Puntigrus tetrazona (Sumatra barb)
Lineage: Eukaryota; Metazoa; Chordata; Actinopteri; Cypriniformes; Cyprinidae
Gene: myocd
Product: myocardin
Biological process (GO): cardiac muscle cell differentiation; smooth muscle cell differentiation
Source: RefSeq, a predicted model, not a curated record